CAUUAAACCAAAAAGAAGAUGUCACUAUAUGAUGAUCUGGGAGUGGAAACCAGUGACUCAAAAACAGAAGGCUGGUCCAAAAACUUUAAGCUUCUGCAGUCUCAGCUUCAGGUGAAGAAGGCAGCUCUCACUCAGGCAAAGAGCCAAAGGACAAAACAAAGUACUGUCCUUGCUCCAGUCAUUGACUUAAAGCGAGGUGGCUCUGCAGACGACAGGCAGAUUGUGGACACACCACCGCAUGUUGCAGCGGGCCUGAAGGACCCUGUUCCCAGUGGGUUUUCGGCAGGAGAAGUUCUUAUUCCUUUAGCUGACGAAUACGAUCCUAUGUUUCCUAAUGACUAUGAGAAAGUAGUGAAGCGCCAAAGAGAGGAACGACAGAGACAGCGGGAGCUGGAGAGACAGAAGGAAAUAGAAGAAAGGGAAAAGAGGCGUAAAGACAGACAUGAAGCUAGUGGGUUUUCAAGGCGACCAGAUCCAGAUUCUGAUGAAGAUGAAGAUUAUGAGCGGGAGAGGAGAAAAAGAAGUAUGGGAGGAGCUGCUAUCGCACCACCUACUUCUCUUGUAGAGAAAGACAAAGAGUUACCCCGAGAUUUUCCUUAUGAAGAGGACUCAAGACCUCGAUCACAGUCUUCCAAAGCUGCUAUUCCUCCCCCAGUAUAUGAGGAACAGGAUAGGCCAAGAUCUCCAACUGGGCCCAGCAACUCCUUCCUUGCUAACAUGGGUGGCACAGUAGCACAUAAGAUCAUGCAGAAGUAUGGCUUCCGGGAAGGCCAGGGUCUGGGGAAGCACGAGCAGGGGCUGAGCACCGCGUUGUCGGUGGAGAAGACCAGCAAACGGGGCGGCAAGAUCAUUGUGGGUGAUGCCACCGAGAAGGGUGAGUCUCAAGAUGCAUCAAAGAAGUCGGAUUCAAAUCCAUUAACUGAAAUACUUAAAUGUCCUACUAAAGUAGUCCUACUGAGGAACAUGGUUGGUGCAGGAGAAGUUGAUGAAGACUUGGAAAUUGAAACCAAGGAAGAAUGUGAAAAAUACGGCAAAGUUGGCAAAUGUGUGAUAUUUGAAAUUCCUGGUGCCCCUGAUGAUGAAGCAGUACGAAUAUUUUUAGAAUUUGAGAGAGUUGAAUCAGCAAUUAAAGCUGUUGUUGAUCUGAAUGGGAGGUAUUUUGGUGGACGGGUGGUAAAAGCGUGUUUCUACAAUUUGGAUAAAUUCAGGGUCUUGGAUUUGGCAGAACAAGUUUGAUUUUAAGAACUAGAGUCAUCUCCGAGAUCCUUAAAUGAGCUGCGGACUGAGCAAAGACAAUGAUCCUUAAAAGAUCUGUGUUCUGAGCAGAGAUGGGCAAAGCUGGUGAAUACUGGGACUGCUGGUGGGACUUCUGAUAUAUAUGUUGAUUGAUCCCUUUUUUAUUUUAUGAUUUUUUAAAUAUAGUAUAAAAAUCCUUUAAAAAAAA
Messenger RNA from Chinchilla lanigera (long-tailed chinchilla), 1444 nucleotides. It is a transcript of the gene Rbm17, whose product is annotated as RNA binding motif protein 17. Lineage: Eukaryota; Metazoa; Chordata; Mammalia; Rodentia; Chinchillidae. Gene Ontology annotation, cellular component: precatalytic spliceosome. The transcript has 11 exons. Gene Ontology annotation, molecular function: RNA binding. Gene Ontology annotation, biological process: mRNA cis splicing, via spliceosome; alternative mRNA splicing, via spliceosome. The record is from RefSeq and is a predicted model, not a curated record. Bases 19 to 1236 code for a protein of 405 amino acids.